AUGUCCCGUGCUACAUCCCCUACCCCGGUGGACAGUACCCUCGGCUCUGGUCGGUCGACUCCUCUCUCAAAGAUGGCGGACUCAGGCUAUGAUUCUGGGACGAGCAGUGAGAUAGAUCUACCUGAGGUGUACUUCACCAAGCCACACCUUCAAUUCAUCAACCGCCAACUCCAGAAUCUUGAGCCUCAGGACAUCCUACGAUGGUGUGUCACCACUCUGCCAAACCUCUUCCAAACCACGGCAUUUGGCCUAUCAGGACUUGUGACACUCGACAUGCUCUCCAAGAUGGACAUCCCACGACCACAGAUGGUUGACAUGGUCUUCAUCGAUACGCUGCACCAUUUCUCCGAGACUCUGGCCCUCAUUGACCGGAUAAGAGAGCAAUAUCCCAACAACAAUGUCCACGUCUACAAACCUGAUGGGGCUGAGACUGAGCAAGAAUUUGCUUCGAGGUAUGGUGAGCGGCUGUGGGAGACCGAUGGCGAGAGAUACGACUUUCUUGUCAAGGUCGAACCCGCCCAGAGAGCCAAUCGCCAGCUUGGCGUGCAAGCACUCCUCACUGGUCGUCGACGAAGCCAAGGAGGGAAGCGUGGCGACCUACCUAUCAUUGAGAUAGAGGACGAUGGCAUGAUCAAGGUCAACCCGCUCGCCAAUUGGUCGUUCAAGCAAGUGCAGGAGUAUAUCAAGGCCAACAAUGUUCCAUACAACACUUUGCUCGACCAGGGUUACAAGAGUGUUGGCGACUAUCACUCAACACAGCCUGUUGCUGAAGGUGAGGACGAGCGUGCUGGCCGAUGGAAGGGUCAAGAGAAGACCGAAUGCGGUCUUCACAAUCCCAAGUCUAAGUACGCCCAGUUCCUGAUGGAGCAAGAGAAGAAGCGCGAACGUGAAGCUUUAGAAGAAGCAUUAAAGCGUGUCAAUCUUGAGGCGUGA
Molecule: messenger RNA, 933 nt
Organism: Cyphellophora europaea CBS 101466
Lineage: Eukaryota; Fungi; Ascomycota; Eurotiomycetes; Chaetothyriales; Cyphellophoraceae
Product: phosphoadenosine phosphosulfate reductase
Exons: 1
Coding region: 1-933 (310 amino acids)
Cellular component (GO): cytoplasm
Molecular function (GO): phosphoadenylyl-sulfate reductase (thioredoxin) activity
Source: RefSeq, a predicted model, not a curated record